GGCCGGGGGAGGCCGCUUUCAGUCGGAUCCCGGCAGCGGCUGCGGCGGACGCUUCGUCUUCUCCGGCCUCAGGCGACUCCUCCUCCGCUCGUUUCCGGAACCAUGGCCUCCGGCGUGGCAGUCUCCGAUGGGGUCAUCAAGGUGUUCAACGACAUGAAAGUGCGCAAGUCGUCAACGCCAGAGGAGGUGAAGAAGCGCAAGAAGGCGGUGCUGUUCUGUCUGAGUGAGGACAAGAAGAACAUCGUGCUGGAGGAGGGCAAGGAGAUCCUGGUCGGGGACGUGGGGCAGACGGUGGACGACCCCUACGCCACCUUCGUCAAGAUGCUUCCGGACAAGGACUGCCGCUACGCCCUCUACGAUGCCACCUACGAGACCAAGGAGAGCAAGAAGGAGGACCUGGUGUUCAUCUUCUGGGCCCCAGAAUGUGCCCCCCUCAAGAGCAAAAUGAUCUACGCCAGCUCCAAGGAUGCCAUCAAGAAAAAGCUGACAGGGAUCAAGCACGAGUUGCAAGCGAACUGCUACGAAGAGGUGAAGGACCGCUGCACCCUGGCCGAGAAGCUGGGGGGCAACGCGGUCAUCUCUCUGGAGGGGAAGCCCUUGUGAGCCCCCUCUCACCCCCCCCACCUCUGUCCCUCCCCUCCUCCCCCUGCCUGGAGCAGCCCAGCGAGCGA
This is a messenger RNA of Tachyglossus aculeatus (Australian echidna), 671 nucleotides long. RefSeq names its product cofilin 1 (gene CFL1). NCBI's taxonomy places the organism in Eukaryota, Metazoa, Chordata, Mammalia, Monotremata, Tachyglossidae. The coding region runs from base 103 to 603 and encodes 166 amino acids. The record is from RefSeq and is a predicted model, not a curated record. The transcript is spliced from 4 exons. Gene Ontology annotation, biological process: cell motility; actin filament severing; actin filament fragmentation. Gene Ontology annotation, molecular function: actin filament binding. Gene Ontology annotation, cellular component: cytoplasm; actin cortical patch; actin cytoskeleton.